Cooperia oncophora is the source of this 402-nucleotide messenger RNA. The record is from the annotation of a GenBank genome assembly. Lineage: Eukaryota; Metazoa; Nematoda; Chromadorea; Rhabditida; Trichostrongylidae.
AUGAGUCCUGGAGUAGGCACUGUGUCAGUGCUAUUGGGCGCUCAAUGGGGUGACGAAGGCAAAGGGAAGGUGAUCGACUACCUCAUCGAAAAUAAUGACGUACAAGUGACAGCUCGCUGUCAGGGAGGCAACAACGCCGGGCACACUGUCGUCGCAAAUGGGAAGAAAUACGAUUUCCAUAUCCUACCGAGUGGUAUUAUUAGUCCAAAAUGCUUUAACAUAAUAGGAAAUGGUGUUGUUGUGAACUUGGAUGCAUUCUUUUCCGAGCUGGAUCAUAACGGUGUGACAGAUGAGCCCGGCUGGGAGAAGAGAAUCAUGAUAUCAGCUGAAGCUCAUCUUGUGUUCGGAGUCCACGCACAAGUUGAUGGUCGUCAUGAGGCGAGCCUUUCUACGACUAAGUAA